AUGUUAACUUACAACAGGACUAAUCUUCAGCCUGCCAUCUUCCUACUGAUUGGAAUUCCGGGAUUGGAGGCAGCCCACAUAUGGAUUUCUAUCCCUUUCUGCCUGGUCUACCUAUUGUCAGUGAUGGGAAAUAUUGCCCUUUUAUUAAUUAUCAAGACAGACCACCAACUGCACGAACCUAUGUACCUCUUCUUAUGUAUGCUCUCUGUGGUUGAUAUGAUGCUAACUUCUUCUACACUACCCAAGAUACUCAGCCUUUUCUGGUUCAAUGACAGAGAGAUCUACUUUGAAGCUUGUCUCACUCAAAUGUAUCUUGUCCAUUCUCUGUCUACUAUGGAAUCUGGAUUUAUCUUAGCUAUGGCUUUUGACCGCUACAUAGCCAUUUGCCAUCCACUAAGACAUUCCACUAUCCUAACACCUGCAGUGAUUGUCAGUUUGGGCUUGGUUGUUGUCUUCAGAGGAGCUAUACUCCUCAGUCCACACCCCUUCUUACUGAGGUGGCUCUCCUAUUGCAGGACUAAUGUCAUCUCCCACACUUACUGUGAGUUUAUGGCCCUAGCAAAGCUUGUUUGUACUGAGAUCAAGAUUCGUAGAGCCUACAGUCUAAUUGUGGCCUUCCUGACUGGGGGACUGGAUUUCCUAUUGAUUAUCUGUUCUUAUGCCCUUAUUCUUCUUACAGUCUUUAAACUCCCAUCCAAAGCUGCCCGUCUCAAGACUUUAAGUACUUGUGUCUCCCAUGUAUGGGUCAUCUUGAUGUUUUAUACACCAGCCUUUUUCUCGUUCCUCACUCACAGGUUUGGCCACCAUAUUGCUCCACAUGUCCACAUUAUUAUAGCAAAUAUAUACCUUCUUAUUCCACCCAUGAUGAAUCCUAUUAUUUAUGGUGUUAAAACCAAAAGAAUCAGGGAGGGCUUGCUUAAAUUCUUAACAUUGAAAUGUGUUUAA
Messenger RNA from Talpa occidentalis (Iberian mole), 945 nucleotides. Its product is annotated as olfactory receptor 52D1-like. Gene Ontology annotation, molecular function: olfactory receptor activity; G protein-coupled receptor activity. The record is from RefSeq and is a predicted model, not a curated record. Bases 1 to 945 code for a protein of 314 amino acids. Lineage: Eukaryota; Metazoa; Chordata; Mammalia; Eulipotyphla; Talpidae. Gene Ontology annotation, cellular component: membrane. Gene Ontology annotation, biological process: G protein-coupled receptor signaling pathway. The transcript has a single exon.